Anopheles funestus (African malaria mosquito) is the source of this 1074-nucleotide messenger RNA. RefSeq names its product RNA polymerase II subunit A C-terminal domain phosphatase SSU72 (gene Ssu72). The transcript is spliced from 5 exons. Bases 208 to 801 code for a protein of 197 amino acids. NCBI's taxonomy places the organism in Eukaryota, Metazoa, Arthropoda, Insecta, Diptera, Culicidae. Gene Ontology annotation, cellular component: mRNA cleavage and polyadenylation specificity factor complex; nucleus. The record is from RefSeq and is a predicted model, not a curated record. Gene Ontology annotation, biological process: termination of RNA polymerase II transcription. Gene Ontology annotation, molecular function: RNA polymerase II CTD heptapeptide repeat phosphatase activity.
CCCGUUGACAGUAGCUGUCAGUUAGUAUUGUUGCUUUUAUUACCACACUGUAUUGGCUACGGAAUCACUGCGAGGUGCUCCAGUUUAGCACGUAUUUUUGGAUAGAGAAGAAACCAUCGGGAAGCUUAGCAUUCUUAGUUGAUAAACGACUCUACUCGAACGUUGCAGUACAGUAAACAAUCGGUCAGUGACAAACACCGGAGAACCAUGAGCCAACCGUACGUUAGCCCGCUUUCGAUAGCAGUAAUCUGUUCGUCCAACAUGAAUCGCUCGAUGGAAGCACACGGGUUUUUGGCUAAAAAGCGGUUCAAGGUACGAUCGUUCGGCACGGGCGAUAAGGUGAAACUUCCCGGCACCGCAGCGGAUCGACCGAAUGUUUACGAAUUCGGCACCACGUAUGACGACAUCUACAAUGACUUGGCCACGAAAGAUAAGCAAUACUACACACAGAAUGGUCUGCUACACAUGCUGGAUCGCAACAGACGAAUAAAAUCGUGCCCCGAAAAGUUUCAGCUUUGUACGGAACGAUUUGACGUGCUAGUAACAUGUGAAGAACGAGUUUAUGAUCAGGUGAUAGAAUUUAUGGAAUCGAAAACGCCUAGCUACAAUCUUCCGGUACAUGUGAUUAACAUCGAUAUACAGGACAACCAUGAGGAAGCGACGGUUGGAGCGUUUCUCAUCUGUGAUCUUAUAACGAUGAUGGCUCAAAGCGAAGACUUGGACAACGAUAUCGACGAGCUGUUACAUGAUUUCGAGAACAAAUGUCAGCGAAGUGUACUGCACUGCGUCCAGUUCUACUGAAGAGCAACGAAAUUUAAAAUGAAAUAAUGUUGUGUCGUGAUCACGCAGCUGACCUCCUAACUAUCAUCCAUCGCUUUGUAGGUUUCUAACGUAAAGCAUCGUUUCGUCAAGAUUUUUUGCUUGACCCACAGAUCCGUACAAGAAGCGCAUCCUAAACGGUGUGUAAUUUACCGUAUAAAGAAAAUUUGCACAGAAAAUGUAAUUUUUCUGUUGACCCUUUGUAAACAAUUUCGUUGUGCUGUCCUCGGCAAAAAAACAGUCAUUUUAUCUUAA